This is a messenger RNA of Plodia interpunctella (Indianmeal moth), 1059 nucleotides long. It is a transcript of the gene Roc2, whose product is annotated as Regulator of cullins 2. Gene Ontology annotation, molecular function: cullin family protein binding; zinc ion binding; ubiquitin protein ligase activity. Gene Ontology annotation, biological process: protein ubiquitination; ubiquitin-dependent protein catabolic process. The transcript has 2 exons. Gene Ontology annotation, cellular component: Cul5-RING ubiquitin ligase complex; nucleus. NCBI's taxonomy places the organism in Eukaryota, Metazoa, Arthropoda, Insecta, Lepidoptera, Pyralidae. The record is from RefSeq and is a predicted model, not a curated record. The coding region runs from base 161 to 514 and encodes 117 amino acids.
AUAGUUGUCAUUGUCACUGACUGAUCUCAUUCAUGUGAAACAAUAUUUAUUUGAUUUUGUUUGUGUUUAUUGAAUUUUAUUGUAUUCGGUUGAGAAAUCAAUAAAUAUUAAUACCUACGAUUAAUAUUGAUAAUUCUUGGUGACCUUAUUAUUGGUCAAUAUGGAUAAAAGUGUACAAACCAUGUCUGGAGAAGAUUGUGACUUAGAACGUGGAGACAAUGAUGGCCCAAAAUCCGACAAAAUGUUCACAUUGAAGAAAUGGAAUGCUGUGGCCAUGUGGAGCUGGGAUGUUGAAUGCGAUACCUGUGCUAUUUGCAGAGUUCAAGUGAUGGACGCGUGCCUGCGAUGCCAGGGGGAAAGUAAGAAGGACUCGUACGGCAAGCAGGACUGCGUAGUGGUGUGGGGGGAGUGCAACCACAGCUUCCACUUUUGCUGCAUGUCUCUGUGGGUCAAGCAGAAUAACCGGUGCCCGCUCUGCCAACAAGAGUGGUCCAUACAGCGCAUGGGCAAAUAAACACGAAGCCAUUCCAGGCGCACUCUAUUGUGUUUUUUGAUAAAAAUGAUUUUGUAAAAUAAUUGGCCACAUUUAUCACAAUAUCACACUAUUUUAUUACACAUAUGUUUAAUUUAAUUUUUACGCUUUACAGAAUAUGCAAUUUAAGUAAUCAGUCAUAACCGCUUACUUAAGAGAAAGCAUUUUCUCCCUCAAGACGCUUUUUGCUAGGUUCUAUGAACUAAGAAUCAUAAUAAUAAUUAUUAACUCACGAUUAUAUAUGUAAUUAGAAACGAGAUAUGAACAAAAUUAUCUCAUCUAUAUUUUUAUUGCCUCAUAAAUAAUAUUGAACAUCUAGACAAUUCACUCGCACUCUUUACGAUAAAUAAGGCCAAAUUAUCUUAUAAAGCGGUAUAACACCUGUAAGUUUAUUAAUUUGACUUAUAAAUUGCACUUUCUCUGACUGUUCAUUAUGUGUAACGAGAAAACACGAGAUAAGUCCGAAGAUGGUGUUAGGAUAUGUAAGUUUUUAUUUUGUUUAAUGAAUAUAAUUAUGUACAUAUGAA